This is a messenger RNA of Cydia strobilella, 2875 nucleotides long. RefSeq names its product gremlin-1-like. Bases 188 to 889 code for a protein of 233 amino acids. The record is from RefSeq and is a predicted model, not a curated record. Gene Ontology annotation, biological process: animal organ morphogenesis. Gene Ontology annotation, molecular function: receptor ligand activity; BMP binding. NCBI's taxonomy places the organism in Eukaryota, Metazoa, Arthropoda, Insecta, Lepidoptera, Tortricidae. The transcript has 2 exons.
GUGUUGGGUCUGCGGAAAUGUUUCGUAGUAACGGUUCUGUGGCGGUGUGCGUGAGUCAUCUCGUCCAUUGAGCGGCGGCGGCAACGGCGGUCCAUUGAGCGCCUCAUUACCGCUCCGCCGGCCGGCCCAGCGCACACGCAUCUCGCGCAGCUCGCCGCCGCACGCCGUCUCCGACGCACUGCCUACGAUGUUCGCUCCCAACGCUCGAUGCAACAUGGAGAACUUCUCCAAAUCUCACAUUUGGCUCGCCGCAGCGGCGCUGCUAGCGGCCUGUGGAGGGUGCACCGGCGCAGGUGUCGGCGGCAGGAGGCCGUUCACUCCCACCGACUCUAUCCUUGACAUUAUAGACACCGAGCAGGUAGAGAGGAUUCUCGCGGCGCGUCGUCGCGCCGAGCAGGCCACCGCUACCUCGCCUUCAUAUGUUCAGAGGAACGAGCUAGGGGAAGGCAAUUCUGACACUAUGAUCGUUUCGAUGCCAGAUCAAGAUGACAGUACGGAAUUGCCCCCGGGAGUUGAUUUCCGCAAAAUUCUAAAAUCUUCAAGAAAUGCCCUUGUUGUUACAAAGAAAGAAUACUUGAAGCAGGAUUGGUGUAAAACGGAGCCUUUGGUGCAGAAAAUUAGAGAAAACGGCUGUUUACCGGCGACCGUCAUUAACAACUUUUGUUAUGGACAGUGCAACUCAUUUUACAUUCCAAAAGGACCGCGCCGCCGAGACGGAAGCGACGACCGACCGGCGCCCGCCUUCAAGUCCUGUUCUUUCUGCAAGCCUAAGAAGUUUACUUGGAUCACGGUCACGCUUAAGUGCCCGGGGCAGAGGUCCCUUUACAAGCGUAAGCGGCUGCAGAAAAUAAAACAGUGCAAGUGUUUACCGGUAGGAGUUGUGAAUUGAUCAUGAACUUGUGCAGGACCCUCAGCCGAGGCGGUGCAACCGUCAAAGCGGCGCCGCCGCGCCGCGCCCCCGGCCGCGGGAGCGACGAACGGGGUGUAACUCCGAGGAAAGCGAAUUCAGCUCUCACGAGGUUUUGUACAAAACGAAUUGUUACCCAUUGUUUUGAUAAGUAUUACUUGUGCAUUUCAAUUGUAACUCGGAGAAAACUGGAUAAAUAGUUCGUAUCGCAUGCUCUCAUACGUCAAUAGGCAUGACGUCAUGUGAAGCAUUUAUAUGGAAUAAUAGUGUAAGUGUAGCUUGUUAUAGCGGCUUCGAUUGCAAGUCUUAGCGAGCAAGCGAGAGCUUUAAAUUAUUAGCGAGGACGAUUUAAUGGUAGUGUAGGUAGUGCAACUCCGGACUCUAGCGCUGUUUCAAACGUGUAUAUCUGAAUGUGAAUUCGUUACUCAGAAAACUAAGCAAUGAUUAUAUAUAAAUCAUUAAAGUAUCAAAUAAUUAGGAAUUGAAAAGUGUGAUAUUAGUCAUAGCAUUUCGAUAUUUUACCCAGUGAAUUGCGUUUAAUGCCUAUGUACAAUUUGUCGGUGUAGAAUUAUUUAUUUAUUAAAGUAGAUUUAAGUAGAUACUAAUAUUGUUGCUGAAACGUAAUACGCUUAUAAUUGAUAUACAAAAUAAUUAAAUAAAUCGGCAACAAACUUAACAUAAUUUUACGUUAACGAAGGAUAUUUUAGAUAUCUGUAUGCUCUCGAAAUUUAUUUACAUAAUAACGAAAGAUUAUAAAUAUGAAACAUGCAGCAGUUAGUCAUAACAGUGAAACAGUGAUCGUCUUGAUUCAAUCAAUGUCAUAGAAUUUUAAUAAAUGUCAUAACCGCAAGCUAAUUGUGAUUUGUGUUUUGUUUGUAUUGAGUUUUAUUUAAAGCUGAGUGGACGCUCGAAGCGGAGUGUUCGGCGGGGCGUGCAGCGUGGCGUCGGGCUCACAAAGUGAUGUAAGCAGCGUGCAAUAAGGACGCUUCUAUACGUUUGCAUUUGUUUAACAUGCACGCCGCAGCGCCGCAAGCUCCGCUCCGCUGCACGCCCAACUCGAGCGUCCAUCAAGCCUUACACUAAUUGUUUCAACACAUUGAUUCAAAAUUGAUAUUUUAAGUCAAUGUGUGUUGUUAAAAUAGAUAUUAUUUUGAGUUUUAAGUUCUAAUCUUGCCAUUCUACUACUAGUAUUAUGCGCAUUUCUAAAACAAGUUUAUUUAAAAUUAAUUAUCCAAAUUUACAUUUUUUUUAAAUAUGUAAUUAUCAAUACCUACUGUUGAGGAGUAUUUGUAUUUGUUAAUUGUAUAAAACAUUCAACAACAGUGUUGUUAGUAAUUUAAAAAAAGGUAACAUAAAUGGGAAAAGAAUGGUUAAAACUACAAACAUUUUAAGAAAUGUUUAAUUAAUGCAAAAGUGGUUAAGUGUUUCGAUUUUCGAAUUUAAACUAUCGUGAGACAUAUUACCUUAGCUAACUUAGCGGUUUCACUCACGUAUUUUUAGUCACUCGCGCGACAUGUUUCGAAUAGCCUAGGUCUCCAUUUUCAAGCACUAACAGUGCCUGAGUGAGUAGCGGUCACGACGGGUGGGUCGAUUUUGAUUAAAUUUGGAUGGAGGAAGUUUAAAACUGUAAAAAGAAAUAAAUUUGCUCCUGGAGUUAGUUAGAUGCUUUAUUUGCAGGUACAGCUAGUACCUAAUGGUAUAAACCUAACUAUUAUAGUCUGUAUCUCUGUACGCUUUUGGCAAUAAAAAUGUAUUAGAGACUUUUUUAUAUUGUGUGCCAGUAAAAAUGUGGAUCAUGGAACUGCAGCAUGUGUUCCAAAAAUUAAACACAACAUGUAUUUAUGGCAAACCCAAAAAGUUGAUCUAUUGAUAUUGUCUCAAUAAAUUUUUGUCACUCCUGUACAUAUUAUUAAUUUCUAUUAAGCGUGCAACCCUGAUAUUCUCAGCAAUCAUUAUCCCGAUAAAAAA